AUGGACUUGUUCAGCAAGGGGUACAAGUUUCUCUCCGAGCUUGAUGAUCCGAAGGCAGAAGGGCCGGCUCUGGACCUGGAGUCCUCACUGGACGGGGUGGCAGAGAAGUGGUUGGGAUGGGCACGAGGAGCAGAGCCCACUACUCAGGGAUCUUCGAAUGCGGAGGGCCAGCGCCGGCGUCUCUUCAGCGAGGACAGCGUGGAUGGCGAGGGUGGACAAGCACCACGGGAGCUCCAGACCGUGCAUGCGUUAGAACAAGGUGCUGGGGGUGCUACGGAGGCAUCAGCCGACCGCGUUGUGCAGGAGGAGCCGGCAGACCAUGCGGUUAUUCCUGCACGUCCCACCUCCGAAUUGGCUGCGCCUGCCGGCGUCAGCGAGGAAACCUUUCAAGGGAAUCCCUUCGAUGGGAACCCCUUCGCCGAACCGGGGGAAGUGCAGCAGUCUGUUGAGCCCGCGGAGCCCGCGGAGCCGGCGAAGGAGCCUGAGGAGGCCGCCACGUCCGCUCAGGAGCCUGCGUGGUCCGCCGACCCAACGCCCGACUUGAGCAGAGAAAGCCGCGAGUUCGAGGAGAGCUCGCAGGCAGAGCCGGCAGAGCCCUCGGCCUCUCCCUACGUAGAGGCCGCCCAGGCCGAGGCAGCGGCAGCCGAACCCCAGCCAUCCGGAGCGGAAUCGGCCAACGUUCCAGAAGCGAGCGAGGUCCCGGUGGAAGCCGGAGGGCAGGAACAGCUCGGUGAGGAAGGGAUCGGUGCAGAUUCCUCACCAGAAGCCGUCACGGAGGGCGACGGAUUGGCGCAGCAUCCGGGCCCGCAGUGCGAGCAUGACACUGCCACAUCAACGGCCAGCAGGGAGGGUGCUCCGACCGAGCAGGCUGAGGCAGUGGUGGCAG
Molecule: messenger RNA, 886 nt
Organism: Symbiodinium necroappetens
Lineage: Eukaryota; Dinophyceae; Suessiales; Symbiodiniaceae
Source: the annotation of a GenBank genome assembly